Molecule: messenger RNA, 3749 nt
Organism: Homarus americanus (American lobster)
Lineage: Eukaryota; Metazoa; Arthropoda; Malacostraca; Decapoda; Nephropidae
Product: nephrin-like
Exons: 9
Coding region: 188-2662 (824 amino acids)
Molecular function (GO): protein binding
Source: RefSeq, a predicted model, not a curated record
CGCCCCGCUGGUCACCUGGUGGCAUGAUGGACCCUACUGGAUGACAAGAGCGAGAAGAACACCAGCGAGGUCACCCAGAACCGGUUGACCUUGCCCUCCUCACCCGCCAACACCUGUACCGGGUCAUUACCUGCCAGGCUGCCAACUCAAACUUGAGUCAUCCCUGCACACCUCCAUCACGCUGGACAUGAGCUUCCCGCCCUUGGAGGUGAAGAUACAGGGUCACAACUCGCCCAUGUCUGAGGGUAGACACUACUCCUUGAUGUGUGAGGCAGGAGGAUCACGUCCCCCUGCCGCCCUCACCUGGUGGAUGGAUGGCCUCCUGAUGACCACCGCUGACGACCAGGGGAUGAAGGAAGGCAACGUGAGCAGGACAACAGUUCACCUCACCCCCACCAGACACAACGACGGCGCUAUAGUCUCCUGUAGAGCCGAGAACUCCGAGAUGCCUGGAGCUGCCAUGGAGGACAUCAUCAAGCUGAGUGUCUACUACUCGCCAAGGCUACAGCUAAGGGCGGGGCAGAACUUGGUGAUGAGUAAUAUAAAAGAAGGGGACGAUGUUUACUUUGAGUGUGUAAUCCACGCUAACCCACCAGUCCAAGGUGUUCAGUGGUUCCUAAAGGGCAAGGAGCUACGUCAUGAUGUCUCCGCUGGGAUAAUAUUGACCAACCAGUCUCUCGUGCUGCAGAAGGUUGGUAGACAGUCUUCAGGUGACUACGCGUGUGCUGCCUCCAACACCCACGGCAACGCUACCUCCAAGAGCAUACAGCUGAGUGUUAAGUUCGCGCCCAUGUGCUCAGAGGACCAGAAGUUAACAUACGGCAGUGCCAGAGGUCAACAGGUGAACGUCAGCUGCCACGUCGAUGCCCACCCAGAAGCCCACACGUUCCGCUGGGCCUUCAACACGUCCACAGAGGUGGUACACAUCCCCAAGAACCGCACACACUUCCACCGCAACCGCAGCGUGAUGACGUACACACCCAAAACACAUCAUGAUUUCGGCACCUUGUUGUGUUGGGCGAGUAAUGACGUGGGCUCACAACCCCAGCCCUGUGUCUACCUGGUGGUACCUGCAGCUGUGCCUGAGGCUGUACAUAACUGCAGCGCCUGGCACAACGCCAGCGCCGCCGGAGAAGUGGUGGUGUCGUGUGAGGCCGGAUGGAGCGGCGGGCUGACGCAGACGUUCACGCUGGAGGUGCGACAGAUGCAGUCCUCAGGGGAGACGGGGGCCGUGGUGGCCUCCCUGGAACAGCUCACACAACCACACUUCACUGUGACGGGUCUGGCUCCCGGGGCAGAGUACCAGCUGUCUGUAGGUGCCUCUAACUCCCAGGGCGCCGCCCCUAACACUCUGCUCAUCCACCACACGCCUAUAGACGUCGCAGAGAAACGCACCAGUGCAGCCGCAGCGGAGUCCUUCGGCAUGGGUCUCGACUUCCUGACGAUGGUGCCGAUUGUGGCGGUGGUGGCGGGCGCUGUGGCGUCAGUAGUGAUCUGUUCUGUGGUGUUGGUCCUGGUGAUCCGCAGCCGCCUGCGUCGAGGCCAGAACCAUGCACACAGCCACGCCCACGGUUUCAGCCAACCCGGUGGUGUGUACGACAAGGCGGCGCCCCACAAUAACACGUGUGAUGACGGAGGCUUCGACACUGUUCACCGAGGACCAGACCUGAUACUGGUGAAGAGCGGGAGAGAAGAUAGAAAACGGCCAGGUAUUUCCCCCCUCACCUGCUCCCCUUCUACUGCUACUACCUUGAUGGGUGACCAACAGGUGGGCUCUUCGUCUACAGUCAAUAACCCUGCGAGGAUCUCCACUCCUAACGUCAUCCCUGCUAGGACUUCCACUCCUAGUGUCAUCCAUGCUAGGACCUCCACUCCUAGCGUCAUCCAUGCUAGGACCUCCACUCCUAGCGUCAUCACUGCUAGGACCUCCACUCCUAGCGUCAUCCCUGCUAGGACCUCCACUCCUAGCGUCAUCACUGCUAGGACCUCCACUCCUAGCGUCAUCCCUGCUAGGACCGAAACCAAUACCUCUGCCAGCACCAACCACAGAUCUUUGGUUAACCCUAGUACAGGAGCUAUGAUUAACCCUAGUACAGGAGCUAUGAUUAACCCUAGUACAGGAACUAUGAUUAACCCUAGUACAGGAACAAUGAUUAAUCCUAGCAUAGGCCCUGAUGUCAAAGGUUUGAGUUCAGGCGACGCUCUGAUGAACGCCGGCCCUGAAGCCCUUGUGAAUACGUCUGGCAACAGCGCCAUGUUUGAGAUGGGUAGUGGCGGUCCGCCCUUUGGUCGGAUAACUCUGUCUGGAGAUCCUCUGGAUAGCCGGAUGACUCGACCUGGAGGCCUUCUCGUUGAUGGCCGGAUAACUCUUUCAGGAGACCCUCUGGAUAACCGGAUGACUCGAACUGGGGACUUAUUAGACAGCCGGAUGCCUCGAUCUAGAGACCACUCCUUAGAAGGCCGGAUAGCUCGACCUGUUUCCGUAGCAUCUCCGGCCACACUGGGUCGUUACCACACUAGGGUGGGUCGCUCCGCCUCCUGCACAGGUCGGGGGGAUAUCUUUUCCUCGACCUCCACACUUCCUCGUCGUUCCUCCGCCAUCGACAUCCAGCCAGAGUUCUUCCCGCUCAACCUCAGCACCAGCAGGGAGAGCUGUGUCUAGUUCUGAGGUGAGAGAGAGAGAAAGAGAGUUCAAUCUUUUCUUAACAACAGUGAUGCGGUGGCAAAGUGGAUAAAACACUGCCCUUAGUCUCAAAGGUUGCUGGUUCACGGCCGAGACACUCCCAGUUGACUCACUUGUGAAGAGGUGCUUAUCUUUUACAAUUGAGGAAGUAAAGCAGCUGAGUGCAGUGCUGAAGGCUCACAGUAGUUUAUGUCGUGUUGCAACCUUACCACCACAACGGGUCACCGCCUCGACUGUGGGUCUCACUCUCAUUGUCACUCAGCAGUUGACUACAGUUAAUACAGAUCAUCUCUUGCUCCAGGUGAUUGGCCAGUCGCUAGUGAUCUACUGUGGUCCAGUGGCCUAUUGUGAUCCUAUGGCCUAUUGUGGUCCAGUGGUCUGUUGUGGUCCUGUGAUCCGUUGUGGUACAGUGGUCCAGAGGUCAGCUGUGGUCUAUGUUCUCCAAAUGUUCACCUGACCCAAAUGUUUUUUCUCCGUCGGUAUAAGGGAAAUUUAUAUGUAUAUAUCAUUAUUUUUUGUCCUGCGUUAAAAUGUUUCAUGGUGGAAAUAAUAAUUGGCAUUGAGAAUCUUAAUUAUUAUAUUCUGGGAGAGUUUUGUCGGGUUUUUAUGACGAAAUAACUUUAAUUUGUAUAUAUUUUUCAAGUAAUUUUUAAAGAUACGAGCUGUUGGUAUGACUAUCAUGGAGAUUUACAUAUAAAGAUUUAUAUAUAUAGACAUUUUACAUACGUUUCAGUAGUUUAGAUAUGAAUUUUCUUAAAAAAAUAUUGAAAAUAUAUUAAAAAUCAGAAUAACAAGGUACGACAAUAACAAUCAAUACACAGACAUACAUGGAUACAUACUCGUGUAGAAGCUUAUAUAACAUGGAAAACCCAGUAUAACUUGUGACUGGUGAAAACAACAGUGAUGACCAAAGAGGUUUGUUCUCACGCCACACAACUGUUGGAUAAUGUGUUUAUUUAUUAUUAACUGUGUGGCAGACGAGGGCCAUGUUCUCUACUGUACUGUAUAUAUUAGAGUGUUGUAUAUACUGUACUGUGUAUUGGUAUGUAUGUAUUAUGGCGACCUG